AUGGAGUUGAUAAUCGUAAUCAGGCCUAAAGGAGGAGAUAUUGAAGAUUUGAUUGAUGAGUUGAUAAUCAGAUCAGCCCAAAGGAGGAGUAGAGAAGCUAUCAUUCGCUGUAUUUUGAGCCUUGUUGAUCUGCCAAGACAAUUCUUUUAUGUUUUGGCACUCAUCGAUUUGACAGAUUCUUAUAGAUUCUACAAAAAAUUGAAACUAAUCGAAAUUAAUGUUUCCAGAACGUUCGGCCUCGCUUGCGGAUCUGGUUCUUGGCAUAAUACCUUUAGCCCAUAUGAUUUGGAAAUAGGCACUACAAUUGUUUCGCCUGUAAUUUCUAAGUUUGAAGCCUUAGCUUCUAAGAGACAGCUCAGGCCUGCAGUUAGAAAGCAAGCCAGGUGGUUAAGAGAUGAAUUCAAGUGCUUGAAGGCCUUUCUAAAAGAUCUUGAAUCACGAGAAACACUGAGUGAAAGGGGAAUGGCAUGGACGGAAGAACUUUGCGAUGUUUGUCGCUCCACUGAGAAUGUCGUUGGGCUCUUCCUGACUAAAAAUGAGAAAGGUAAUCCCAAAAGCUUAGUUUGGUCUCCCCGUAAUUUCAUUUCCCAACGUAAUCUUGUCCAACAGAUGGCUCGAAUCCAGGUUAAAGUCUCCGAUAUUUCAAAACGAAUCUAUGAAGCCAUGCAUCAAAGAACAUGGCACACGGACCGAUUUCCAAGCAUAACUCCUCCUACUGCUACUCCUGAGCAACUUGAUAUUGAUAUGGUUUGCUUUGAAGAGGAUGUUGAUGCAGUUAUAAAACAACUGCUCAAAGAUGAUCCUCGCUGCCUCACCAUUUCAAUUGUGGGUGUUAAAGGCAUUGGCAAGACAAACCUUGCAAAGUUGAUCUGUGGCAGCCAGGUUAUUUUAGAUAAUUUCCCUCACCGAACUGCGGUUGCUAGAUCAACAGAACUGCUAUCACAGAGAGAUGCAACUCUAGAGGAAUGGUCAAGGGUGCUUGACCAACUAAAUAAAGAUGAAGAACCUUGGUCAGGCGCCUUGGAAGAGAUCAACAAAUAUUUGCCUUUGUAUUUAAGGCGAUGUCUCUUUUAUUUUGGAUUAUUUCCUGUGGGUUAUAAGGUUCCUGCAAGAAGAUUGGUUGCUUUGUGGGCUGCUGAGGGUCUGGGGCGUCAACAGAAUGAUGACAACUCCCCUGAAGAUGUUGCAGAGGCGUGUUUGAGAGAGUUGAUCAGUUAUAAUACGGUUCAAGCGACAGAAAGGAAACUCAAUGGGAAGGUUAAGACGUGUUGCCUACCAGAGGCCCUGCGAGUACACUGGUUUGCAAAAGCUAUGGAAGCUAAUUUUGUCCGUGCUCAUAUUGAAAACAACAGUUCCAUGCGCCGCAUUGCUGAUCAUCUUGAUCAGAAUGAUGCCAUCUUCGAGCACAUUCAUGGUAAUAGCACCACUUCCCUGAACUCUUGUUACAGAGAUACCAUCACUCUUUUAUCAUUUGAUACUCGAGAAGGAAAUAGAGCAGGACAAGAUAUAGGGAACUUUCUUGAUCGAUGCAUCUCUAGCAAUUGCUUCCGUUUCUUAUGGGUGCUGGAUCUUGAAAAUGUUUACAAGCCAAAAUUGCCCAAGACAGUCGGUCAGCUCACUCACUUGAGAUACCUAGGCUUGAGAUCAACUUAUCUAGAGAUGCUUCCUAUGUUCAUUGAUAAAUUGCUGAACCUUCAAACGCUUGAUUUGAAGCGCACUUGCCCCAAUAUUCUCCCCACAACUAUCUGGAAGAUGCAAAAACUAAGGCAUUUAUUCUUAGAUGACAGUUUUUGCAGCACAUUUUUCCCUCCACAAGAACCCAACUCUCUAAUGGACCUUCAAACAUUUUGGGGUGUAUUCAUUGAUGAGAAUAGUCAAGUAAAAGAUGGCCUAGACAGUUUGUUAAGCAUCAGAAAAUUGGCACUGAAAUGCAAAAUAUCAGUCCCAUCUCAAAAAGCAGUCAUGUCCUUGCAACUGUUUAAUAUAGCAGAUUGGGUUGUGAAUCUAAAACACCUUCAAUCUCUGAGGUUGAAGUCAUUUGAUGAAUCAGGUCAGCCAUGGGAUCUUCCUUUGACUUCUUUGUCAGGCAAUGUGGAGCUUUCUGAUUUCUGAUGUAUAUUUGGUCGGAAAGCUAAAGAAUCAAGAUCUU
Molecule: messenger RNA, 2149 nt
Organism: Jatropha curcas
Lineage: Eukaryota; Viridiplantae; Streptophyta; Magnoliopsida; Malpighiales; Euphorbiaceae
Source: RefSeq, a predicted model, not a curated record